Pyrenophora tritici-repentis Pt-1C-BFP is the source of this 432-nucleotide messenger RNA. Lineage: Eukaryota; Fungi; Ascomycota; Dothideomycetes; Pleosporales; Pleosporaceae. The record is from RefSeq and is a predicted model, not a curated record.
AUGGACUUGAAAGAACGCUGGAUUUUCCCAAUGAGCGUCAACAACUGCACACUCUGCACCCUGCUUGUAAAUCGUACCCGUCCUUCAGAGGACUCUAUGAUAGCAGAUAUAACAGAGGGUGUUUCAAGCCUUUGUCUUCAUACUCCAGAAAAGGGGAAUUCCAGCUUCUACGCCCCCCCUCAGCAGUCCAUUACAAUCCAGCAGUCCACUACAAUGGGAAAGCGACAGCCCAUACAGGGCACCCACCGGAAGCAAAACACCGGAGCGCUCAGCACGAGUGCUCCGAAUUCACCACCAGUACAAGUCGUAGAGCAUACGGUGGUUAAGUUCAUAGAAUGGAUGCUCUCAUAUGGUCAAGCAGACCAUGACCCAGGAUGGGUAUGGAAUUUUUGGAGACUACAGACAGCAUUUUCACAAGCAUUUGGAUGGUAA